Molecule: messenger RNA, 1458 nt
Organism: Rosa chinensis
Lineage: Eukaryota; Viridiplantae; Streptophyta; Magnoliopsida; Rosales; Rosaceae
Product: protein FAR1-RELATED SEQUENCE 5-like
Exons: 5
Coding region: 1-1458 (485 amino acids)
Biological process (GO): regulation of DNA-templated transcription
Molecular function (GO): zinc ion binding
Source: RefSeq, a predicted model, not a curated record
AUGGAGGGUAAGAAACCCAAGACUAUCUUUACUGAUCGAUGUCAGGCAAUGGCAAAUGCCAUUGAGAAGGUCUUCCCUGAGACACGUCAUUGUUUAUGCUUGUGGCACAUAUCAAAGAAUGCGGUACAAAACUUGAAUUGGCUGUACAGAAACUCUGAUUUUGGUGAGCUCUUCAAGAAGUUGCUUUUUGGAUGUGUGACAGAAGAUGAAUUUGAGUCUACGUGGGAUGAAAUAAUACAGAAGUUGGACCUUGCAGGGAACACAUGGCUCCAGACACUCUAUAAUCUUCGUGAAAAAUGGUGUGCAUUAUUUAGCAAGGAUACAUUUUCUGUCGGAAUAUUAUCUACACAAAGAAGUGAGAGCACAAACAAUGUGUUUACCCUCAUGUCUACUAAAACACUGAGUCUCACUGAAUUUGUGCAUCAUUAUGAUAAACAGGCAGAACAAAUGCGUUCAAGUGAAUUGGAAGAGACUUUUCGAUGCAAUAACGGAAUACCUACUAGGGCUGCAAAAAGUAGUGGAAUUAAGAAGCAAGCUGGUAUGGUCUAUACUCGAAAAAUUUAUAAUUUAUUUGAGUUUGAGUUUAUCGCUAGCUUGGCAGUGAAGAUGGAGGAAGUUGGAAGUGAUGGGACAUUACAGACAUUUGAGCUUAAUGAGGAGGGCCAUAAAAGAGUGUACAUUGUCCAAUUCAAUUCUUCGAAUCUGACCAUCUCCUGUAGUUGUCAGAUGUACGAAUCUAUGGGCUGGUUAUGUCGUCAUGCUUUGAGGGUUUUGAAUGUGAAUAAUAUUACUCAAAUACCGACACAGUAUAUACUAAAGAGAUGGACAAAGGACGCAAAGAAAGGAGUUGAGGCAAAUAGUGUACCAGUACAAGUCAAGGAGAAAACAACGGUGACAUUGCGAAGGAAUACUUUAAUGCGAAAGGCUUAUGGUAUAAUCAGUAAGGGAGCAGAGACAACUAGUGGUAGUGACAUUGCUAUGCAGAAACUAAUAGAAGCAGAAGAAUUAAUUGAAAAGAAUAUGAAGAAGUUAUCUAUUGCGGGAGUUCUUAAGGUUAGCUAUACUAAUGCUUCUGCUAGUGGUGCUAACAAAAAUGAUACUUCAUUUGAGGAAACACCAGUACUAAAUCCAGCAGGAAAAGUCAAGCCACCGAUCAGUGGAGGGCCUUCACACACAUCACUUCAUGUAGUGCAUAAUUCAAGCUUGUCUCACCCAUUUGUUGCAUCGAAUGGUACAAAUACCAUUAAUGAGCAAUUUCCAACUAUGAGCUUGCCAACAACUAAUGUUUAUGCUCCUUAUGGUCUAUAUAAUCAGAAUCCUACUUCUAUGUUGCCAUUUUCUCAAGUCAAUUUAACAUAUGCAAAUAUGCAUCAAGGGGGUAACUAUAUCACACAAUUGAAUCAGGAUUCUUACUCAAGUAGUUACGUGCAACAGUCCGAUAGAGGAAAAGAAGUCUAA